CUCCCGGCUCGGCCCCCGGGCCAGCCCGCCCCGGGGCGGGGCUCCGUGUUCCCCAAAAGCCGCCGCGGCCGGGCGGAGCGGCGCCGGGAUUUGGGAUCGGUGGGAACGGCACGGCGGGACGCGGGGGUCGGGCAGGGCUCGGCGGGAAGAAGUUCUGAUCCAGAAGCAAACCAAGAAUUUGGAACAUAAGCGGGAAAUGAGAUACCUGAGAUCAUGGGGCGAAAUUACUGGCUGAAAGAGGAACCAAUAAUGCCAGCACUGAACUGGAAGCCCUUUAUCUAUGGAGGUUUAGCAUCAAUCACUGCAGAAUGUGGUACUUUCCCCAUUGAUCUGACCAAAACACGUCUCCAGGUUCAAGGUCAAGUUAAUGAUGCCAAAUAUAAAGAGAUCCGCUACCGUGGGAUGUUGCAUGCACUGGUCAGAAUAUGCAGAGAAGAGGGAUUGAAAGCCUUAUACUGUGGGAUUGCACCUGCAAUGCUACGACAAGCUUCAUAUGGAACUAUAAAAAUAGGCACUUACCAGAGCUUAAAAAGAAUGUUUGUUGAGCAUCCAGAAGAUGAAACCCUCAUGAUGAAUGUUCUGUGUGGUGUUCUUUCGGGAGUGAUCUCGUCAUCAAUCGCCAACCCUACAGAUGUCUUAAAGAUCAGAAUGCAAGCUCAAGGUAGAAUGAUUCAAGGAGGAAUGAUGGGCAACUUCAUACAGAUCUACCAGAAGGAAGGUGCUAAAGGAUUAUGGAAGGGCGUAUCACUGACAGCACAGAGAGCUGCUAUUGUUGUUGGAGUGGAGCUGCCAGUGUAUGACCUUACCAAGAAGCACAUAAUUAUGUCUGGCCAUAUGGGAGAUACAGUAUAUACUCACUUCCUUUCCAGUGUUCUUUGUGGGUUAGCUGGAGCCCUUGCAUCCAACCCAGUUGAUGUUGUAAGAACACGCAUGAUGAAUCAGAAAAGCCAACAACAUGGGGGACACUCAGCUUACAAGGGCACUUUGGAUUGCUUGUUACAGACAUGGAAGAAUGAAGGCUUUUUUGCUCUGUAUAAAGGGUUUUGGCCAAACUGGUUAAGACUUGGUCCUUGGAAUAUCAUUUUCUUUCUGACGUAUGAACAGCUGAAGAAAUUGGAUGCCUGACAUUUUGAGUGUACAGAAUUCUGUUAAUGUACUGAGUUUAGAGCAAUGUGCAAGUUGUCUUGAGUGUUUGCUCUGUAUUGUCUGAGCUGCUGGCCAAAGGAAGAGGACCUUGCAAGACUGAGUGAGAAGAACCUGGAAGUGAUUUCAAGGCAGACUGGCUCCUGUAACCACAGUUUGUGCACGUGCUUAAGUGGCUGAUGUGCACUGUUUCUCAGACUGAAGCAAACAUGGUGGAAUACCUUCUGUCAAAUGUUUCAAUGUUCUUGAAUGUAAAGAUCUGCAAUGCAACUUCA
Messenger RNA from Oenanthe melanoleuca, 1418 nucleotides. It is a transcript of the gene SLC25A30, whose product is annotated as solute carrier family 25 member 30. Bases 214 to 1125 code for a protein of 303 amino acids. NCBI's taxonomy places the organism in Eukaryota, Metazoa, Chordata, Aves, Passeriformes, Muscicapidae. Gene Ontology annotation, biological process: mitochondrial transport. The record is from RefSeq and is a predicted model, not a curated record. The transcript is spliced from 11 exons. Gene Ontology annotation, cellular component: mitochondrial membrane.